CUAGCUCCGGUAUGAGUAGACGGCGGAUUGCGUAUAAAUAGGGGUGCCGCCGUGGAUUUGUGUCGAAUAUUGCUGGGCUUUUUGAAUAUCAUAGACUAGAGCACUGUGACUGCUACUCUUCCAAAACAAUUCUUCUUGUUUCGAUCUCGCUAUAUCCAAGUCGACAGACAUCAUUGUUCACGCACAGAAUACUUACCGCAGAAAGAAACCGGUCGAGUCCAUACUUUACUUUACCUUACCUCUUUAGCACCGGCCACAAACAAAUCAUAUCAGAUCACCGAAAAAAGACCACGCCUUAAAACACCAUGGCAGGUCUACCAACCACACCAGAAGCAGCCGCCCGGCGCGCAGCCUCCAUCCAGGACGCCGUCGCCCGCGUGAGCACCGCAGCCUCGGAAUACGCCGAUAUCUCGACCAAGGCAGGAGCAGCAGCAGACACGGCCGCGUCACACACGCACCUCAUCAGCGAGGCCAAGAGGCUCCUGGCAGAGGCGCAGGGCCCCAUGGGCGCGGUGCUGGACCUCUUCGGCGCGGUGACGAGGGUCGCGGCGCUGCGGUGCCUCGCCGAGGUCGGGGUCUUCUCCGGGGCCGCGCUGAGCCCCGGCGGGGAGCCGGCCACGGUGGACGAGAUCCUGGCGCGGCUCGGUGGUGCUGCCGUGGUGGAGAAGGCUCUGCUCGUGCGCCUGCUGCGCGCCGCCGGGCCGCCGUUCGUCGUCGAGGCCGGCGAGGAGGCGUACGCGCUGGCGCCGGCGGCUGCGCUGCUGGCGCACCCGGACAUGGCGGCCACGUUCAAGCACCUUGUCGACGAGUCCGGGCCUGCUGUUGCGCUGAUGCCGCGGUUUUUUGCCGAGAAUGGGUGGAGGCAGCCUACGGAUCCUGCGAAUUGUCCCUACACAUUUGCGCAUAGGACUGAGGGCACCGAGAUGUGGGAGCACAUCGCCAAGUUUCCGGAGAGACAAAAGAACUCCAACCGCGCGAUGAAGGCCCAGUCCUUUGACGGGGUCUGGUCUGUCGGUUUGUUCCCCUUUGCUGAGAAGAUCAAGGGGUUGGGGAGGGAGACGGACGCGUCGACGCCCUUGGUGGUCGAUAUCGGUGGUGGCGCCGGCCAUACGAGCGCAAAGAUCCGCGAGCUUUGCAAGGAGAUCAACGGGACCAUUAUUCUGCAAGACCUGUCAGGAGUCGUCGAGGAUGUCUCGCCGGCAGAGGGCAUCGUACCUAUGGCGCAUGACUUCUUCAAGGAGCAGCCUGUCAAAGGAGCUCCGGUUUACUUCCUGAGGCGCAUCCUCCACGACUGGGCGGACCCCAGCAGCGUGGCCAUUCUCAAGCGCAUAGCAGACGCCAUGGACCGCGAGCUGCCGAGCCGGCUGGUCAUAGCUGAGCAGAUCCUUCCGACCCAGGGCGUCAGCGGCGAGAGCGCCAUGGUGGACCUGCUGAUGAUGACCUUCACCGGGAUGGAGCGGACGGAGAAGCAGUGGGGGGAGCUGCUGGGCCAGGCUGGUCUGAAGGUGGUGCAGUUUUACAAGGCACCCGGGACGCCAUUCGGAGCUGUCGAGGCCGUCUUGGCUUGAGGCGGCUGCUGAAUAGGGGCACUUCAGUCUUGAGCAAGGAGACGGAUGAGUGGACGGGCCCAAAACUGCCCAACUUGUGGAAGACAUAAUCAGCCUUGGGCUUGGAAUGGAAGAAAGGGAAUCGUCAUUUGCCAUCACCACUCACAACGCAG
Diaporthe batatas is the source of this 1720-nucleotide messenger RNA. RefSeq lists its product as uncharacterized. The record is from RefSeq and is a predicted model, not a curated record. Gene Ontology annotation, molecular function: O-methyltransferase activity. Lineage: Eukaryota; Fungi; Ascomycota; Sordariomycetes; Diaporthales; Diaporthaceae. The coding region runs from base 306 to 1568 and encodes 420 amino acids. The transcript has 4 exons.